AUGGCUUUCAAUCACUCUGUCUCAUUACAAUCUCUUAAUACUGUAGUAGGUUCACCUGAAGAUAUCUACUUGGCAGGUUUAACGUCCCGGAGAAAACACGGGCAGCGCCCGUGUUUCAGAAGCCUCCCGAAGGGCAUGGAGACGUGCUACGCUGGAGAGAUUUCUAUGUACACAGAGAGAGAAAACAGAAUCCAGGUGGCAACUCUUGAGAAGACUCAGCUCAUUGCAAAGGAUUUUUCUGAGCUGCGCAUCCACUUCUGGCCCGACGAGAGAGCACUGAAGAAGGUUGUGACAGGAAAAGAGCAGAGAAUGACAGAGAGAGCAAAGAAAAGAAGGAAGAAGAAGCAUUUGAGCCGAUAG
Histoplasma mississippiense is the source of this 360-nucleotide messenger RNA. RefSeq lists its product with no specific name. Bases 1 to 360 code for a protein of 119 amino acids. The record is from RefSeq and is a predicted model, not a curated record. NCBI's taxonomy places the organism in Eukaryota, Fungi, Ascomycota, Eurotiomycetes, Onygenales, Ajellomycetaceae. The transcript has 4 exons.